AUGGAGAUCGUCAACCCUCUGCUCGCCAAUGCCCUGGGUGUCCUGAAGCAAGGAAGCACCGAGAUCGCCGAGAAAGAAUUUACCAAGGCGGUAUCUGCGUGCCUUACGGCGUUUGGAGAGACGGACAUCGUAACGGCGAGAACACUGGCGCAUCUUGCCCGAGUGUGUCGACUGCAGGGAAAAGUGGAUGUCGCGAUCCAAAUGUACGAGCGCAUAUUGCGCAUACACGAAGCUCUGCCGGAACCCUUGAACAGCGAUCAUGCCGUUGCUUUAGGCGAGCUAGCCGCAAUCCGCGAAGAAGGCGGUUCCCAAGGCAGUGCUGAUAUUCUCCGUCGCAGGGCCGAUGUGAUCAUGGUGGAGCUGGCUGCUCGAGCACAGACUGCAGAAUCUAGUGAAGACGGAAGCAACUCGGAUAGCGAAGAGGAAGAGGAGGAGGAGGAGGAGGAGGAGGAGGAGGGGGAUGGAAAUACAGUAGAACAACAGCACAAGUGUGAUGUACGGUAG
This is a messenger RNA of Ectocarpus siliculosus, 504 nucleotides long. The record is from the annotation of a GenBank genome assembly. NCBI's taxonomy places the organism in Eukaryota, Phaeophyceae, Ectocarpales, Ectocarpaceae.